GACUGCAUCAGUAUUGUGUGAUGAGUUAAUCUAAAUGAAAGCAGAGUGAGGAAUUAUCAUGACAUUCAUAUUCUAUUUACUUUUUGUAAUUUAAGCGAAUUAUUGUUUAUUUCAGGAAUAUCUAAACGUCUAAAUAAUUCUGUGUUGCAAUGAAUUACAUCUGACGUGAAACAGGGAGGAGCGAAAAUAGAAGAAAAUGGAUGUUGGGCUUCACUGUAGUGAACAAAAGUUCUGCAAUGAAUUUAGUACCUUGUGAUCUUCCGAUUCAUUUUUAGAUGAAGUGUGCCAUUAUGGGAGUGAUUUACAGCUGUACUUUUAAAUGUUAUAUUCUGUGGAUUUCCAUUUUUAUUUCCGUCGUUUUUAUGGGAGUUCCGCCGAAAAUUGUUCCACAAAUUGGAGAAGAUACGUUGAGAGAAGGUGACAGAUUUAUAGCUUUUUGUGGAGUCAGAGCUGGAGAUCCGCCCUUAACUUUCCAAUGGUCUAAGAAUGGAAAAUCCUUGAUAGAAUCAUCUCAUGUAGUAAUUCAUCGUCAAGGAGAUUUUUCAACUAAUUUAAUCAUUGCUGCUGUUAAAGGUACAGACAGUGGAAAUUACACUUGUAUGGCAUCAAACAAAUUCGGUUCAGAUAGUUUCACUACCAAGCUGUUGGUAUCAGUGCCUCCUUCUUGGGUUCGUCAACCAUAUGAUGUUUCAGUCAAGGCAGGAAAUAAAUUAAUUCUUGAUUGUCAAGCUGAUGGCUAUCCCGUUCCAAUCCCAAAAUGGAGAAGAACUAAAGGUUUUAGCGUUUCACAGUCCUCUCAAGUUACCGAAAAUCAUUGGAAGAUUAUUAAUACUGGUACCUUGAGUACUUCAGCUGCCAAGAAGGAAGAUGAAGGAUUUUACACUUGCGAGAUUUCAAAUGGAAUUGGAAAGAACUUAACAAAAACUGUCCGAGUGGAAGUUCAAGUUCCUCCUUUUGUAAAACUAGAUUCUACACAAAAAGUGGCCAGAAAUGGCGACAAUUCUGAACUUAUAUGCAAUAUUACUGGAGACAAACCUCUAAACAUUUAUUGGUCCAAAGAUGGUAAUAAACUUGCGGACAAUCAAAGGAUACAAAUAGUAGAAACUAUAUUAGAACGAAGUUUUAUUUCAACCUUGAAUAUCGAAUCAACAUCCAGAGAAGAUAGCGGAUUGUAUGUGUGUAGUGCCAAUAAUACUUUUGGAUAUAAUCAGAUGGGAGUUCGACUUGGAAUAGUUGAACCACCCAGCCAACCACAAGAGUUAACGAUCAAAUCAGUCUGGAGUAGGAGCGUUCGUCUGAACUGGAAGCAUCCCUAUAAUGGAAACAGUAUAAUUCAAAAAUAUAUCAUCCGUUACAAGAAAGAAGAAAGCACUAAUCCUUCCGAUUCCGAAAUGAAAAUUGAUGGUUCUCAAACAUCUAUUAUUAUACUUCGCUUGAAACCUUAUACUAAAUAUCAAUUUCAAAUUAUUGCUGUUAAUGACGUCGGAUCGAGUAAACCCUCGAAAUUAGCUGAAACUGUCACGACAGAAGAAGAACCUCUAUCUCCACCUUAUGAUCUUCAAGUGACCGAAAAAUCUGCUACAACAUCACAUCUCAUUUGGAAGUCACCACCUAAGCAUCAAUGGAAUGGACCAUUGAUAGGUUUCUACAUUGGUUACAAAAAGACUAGUCAAGGUUCUCAAAUACCUUAUUCAUACAAAAAUGUGAAAAUGGAUCAUAGACACGAAACACAGAAAACCAUUUUAGACAAUCUUCACAAGACUUCAACUUACACUGUAAAUGUCAUUGCAUAUAAUAGAGCAGGAAUGGGCCCUCCUUCAGAGCCAAUUCUUGUUACAACUUCCUACGUUGAAUCUCCUCCAACACCUCGAAUCUCUAUUCUAAUUAGUGAUCCAAAUUCUGUGACGAUAAGAAUUUUAUGGAGCUCAAAAAGAAAUAUUCCUUUAACUGGAUAUGUUGCUCAUAUAAAACCCACUAAUGGUCAAUGGCAGAUGGUUGGACUCCUACCUUCUCCAAAUAAUAACUAUACCAUUGGAGGAUUGGCAAGCGGAGUUCAAUACCAAAUGUACUUAACUGCGAAGAAUGAAUAUGGUGAGAGUGGACCUACUGAAGUUCUCAGUUUUCUUACAGCAAACAAAAGAAACGAAGAAGAGCCUCUUUAUCAGCAAUUGUCCUUCACGCUUCCUGUUGUCGUGUCAUUGGUUAUUGUAAUAGUUCUGCCUUUAGUAUCAUGUUGCUGUAUGCAUAAAUUGGAUAGACCAUUUCUAGAACCAGGAGUUGAGGCACGUGGAUUCACCUACACUGCAGCAACUCCGACGCAGAGACCCGAUCUAGUCACUGCAGACCACACAAUGGUGCGUUCAUUACCACGCGCUCCAAUUCCACCUCCUGUACCCAUUCCAGUAUCUACUCCUGUACAGAAUCAGUCCACUUAUUCUGCUCUUCAUACAUAUGGAAGUGAAGCAGAAUAUGAUGAUCCUAGAUACGAUAGUGUGGUGGAAGAAAUGAAGAAUUUCUUAGGUGCCAACGCCAUGAAUCGUAAAACAACUUUAUAAACAGAAUCUGAAGAAGAAAUUUUUAUGUACAUUUCAUGAUUUUGAGAUCUUUUUACCUUAAAAAAUUGUCUAUUCAAUAAUAAGCGAAUGCUGGAAUGCGAGAUGUUCAAUGUCUCAAUAGUUUCUAUGACUUAGAAAAUGUGUGAAUAUGUUAAAAUCCACAUCUUGUAUUAAAUAUUAUUUAUUGUUUUUAUGAAAUAAAAUUUUUAAUAGUUAUUAUUUUUUCU
Messenger RNA from Centruroides sculpturatus (bark scorpion), 2782 nucleotides. RefSeq names its product Down syndrome cell adhesion molecule-like protein 1 homolog. Lineage: Eukaryota; Metazoa; Arthropoda; Arachnida; Scorpiones; Buthidae. Gene Ontology annotation, biological process: cell-cell adhesion; axon guidance. Gene Ontology annotation, cellular component: axon; plasma membrane. Bases 276 to 2555 code for a protein of 759 amino acids. The transcript has 15 exons. The record is from RefSeq and is a predicted model, not a curated record. Gene Ontology annotation, molecular function: protein binding.